Molecule: messenger RNA, 4976 nt
Organism: Pecten maximus
Lineage: Eukaryota; Metazoa; Mollusca; Bivalvia; Pectinida; Pectinidae
Product: pyruvate dehydrogenase phosphatase regulatory subunit, mitochondrial-like
Exons: 19
Coding region: 232-2895 (887 amino acids)
Cellular component (GO): mitochondrial matrix; mitochondrion; cytoplasm
Molecular function (GO): protein binding; oxidoreductase activity
Source: RefSeq, a predicted model, not a curated record
GGGGCAUUGUAGCAGACAGAAAUCUAAGGAUUCUGACUGUCGUCCUUUAGGCUGAACGGUUUUUCGUUUCCAUGCUCCCAAGGGAAUGGACAUUUGUGUGAUCAUAACCUGAUGUGAGGGCCUUGAUAUUGAAGCGUCAGGCAGUGUCAAGCUCUGCUGUCCCUUAUAGGUUGAGCUGUAAUGUCAAACCUACAGUGAGGAAAAACUAACUUGAUCACACACUUGAAGACAAUGGCACUAGUGAGUGGGAUCCUGAGAGGUCUGGGCCGUGGCCUCAGGUCACCUGUACAACGAGGACUCUGGACCACCACCAGCAGGCAAUACAGUGAGGGAACUGUGACUGGUAAUGAAAACAAUGGACAAUCGGUCAAGGUGCCGUCCAGUGCCAGAGUGGUCAUCUGUGGUGGAGGCGUUCUCGGGACAUCCAUUGCCUACCAUCUGGCCGAACGGGGCUGGACCGAUGUUGUAUUACUGGAGCAGGGCAGACUGACGUGUGGCACUACUUGGCAUUCGGCUGGACUGGUGGGCCAGGCUAAAGAUGAGGUGGAGGGGUCACAGCUAGUGGCUUACAGUAGACAACUGUACAAACAGUUAGAUAAAAGUCAUGGAGUGGGAUGGAAAGAAUGUGGCAGUGUUAUUGUAGCUCAGACUAAAGACAGGUUGACAUUUCUGCAGAGGAAACAUGCUAUUGCAUUGGCCACAGGUAUUGAGUCCCAUCUAAUUUCACCAGAAGAGGCAGGAAAGCUGUGUCCCUGGAUCAGAACUGAUGAUUUGAAGGGGGCGCUUUGGGUGCCCGGAGAUGGAGCUCUCACCCCGCCAGAUCUUGUGUCAGCUUACACCUCCAUCGCUAGGGAGAAAGGAGUAAAGAUCUUGGAGGGAGUGAAAAUAGACCAGAUUCACACCAAGAAUGGGCGUGUAUCUCAUGUGACCACAUCCCACGGUGAUAUCAACUGUGAAUACUUCGUCAACUGUGCUGGCCUGUGGGCAAGGGAAGUAGGGGCAAAGUCUGAACCAAAUGUGAAAAUUCCUCUCCAUCCUAACGAACAUUUCUACCUGGUUACGACACCCAUACAAGGACUGGACCCUUUGAUGCCUGUUGUCAGAGAUUUUGACGGCCGGAUUUACGCCAGGGAGUGGAGUGGAGGUUUAUUGGCCGGAGGGUUUGAACCCAGAGGCAAACCUGUGUUCCAUAAUGGUGUUCCAGAUAAAUUUGAAUUUCAGCUUCUUCCUGAGGACUGGGAUCAUUUCCAGGUACUUUUAGACCCGAUUCUGCAUCGCUUCCCUUGCAUGGAGACUGCUGAAGUGAGGCAUUUGGUGAAUGGCCCAGAGAGUUUCACUCCAGACGGCCACUGGAAUCUAGGUGAAUCGCCUGAGGUGAAGAACUACUUCGUAGCGGCAGGUAUGAACUCCAUGGGUGUGGUUGGCUCUGGUGGGAUAGGAAAACAUCUCACAGAAUGGAUUAUUGACGGUGAGCCAAGCAUCAACCUGGCAGAGCAUGACAUCCUCAGAUAUGUUCCUCACCAUAGCAACAAAAAGUUCCUCAAGGAGAGAGUUAAGGAAACCAUUGCAUUGUACGCACUGAGGUUCCCGUAUGAAUAUUGGGAGACUGGACGUAAACUGAGAACCUCACCCCUACACACCAGGCUGGAGGUAGAUGGGGCAUACUUUGGUGAAACCAACGCAUAUGAACGACCUAUCUACUUCGCAAGACCUGAUGAUGAACUAGGUGACCAGUAUCACCCAGUGAAAGGUUCCUAUGGCAAACCACCAUGGUUUGAUAAUGUCAAGGAGGAGUACUGGGCUUGUAAGGAACGGGUCUGUCUCAUAGACAUGUCAUCCUUCUCCAAGUUUGAAGUCAAGUCCAAUGGCUCUGAGGCCCUGAAUUUCCUGGAAUAUUUGAGCUCCAAUGAUAUUGAAGACAAUGUUGGAGAGAUCAUCCACACGGGCAUGCAAAACAAUCACGGAGGAUAUGAGAAUGAUUGUACCAUUGUGCCUCUCUACCACAAUCAUUUUUUCAUAAUAUCCCCGGCAUCCCAGCAGACUAGAUCCCUAGCUUGGUUGCAGCGUUUCCAACCCAAAGAUGGCUCAGUACAGAUCCGAGAUAUCACAUCAGCGUACGCUGGGAUAAAUGUAAUAGGUCCACAUGCCCAGCAACUACUGGCUGAUGUCACCGACAUCUCUACCACUCUGAAGGAUUUCAAACCUAUGACAUGCAAGGUGAUAAAUGUUGGGUUUGCCAGUAAUAUUCGGGCUAUGAGACUCACACACGGUGGAGAGGAUGGUUUUGUUCUUUAUGUUCCCUCGGAGUAUGCACUCCACGUGUACGAUACACUGAUGGCAGAAGGGAAGGACUACGGAAUCCGACACGCUGGGUACUACGCCCUGAAACUGUUGCGCAUUGAGAAAUUCUAUGCUUACUGGGGAGUCGAUCUCACAACCCACACCACACCUCUUGAGUGCGGCCGUGACUUCAGGGUCAAAUUUGAUGCAGGGGACUUCAUCGGUAAGGAGGCGUUACUGAAACAGAAGGAGGAGGGAAUUAGUCAGAGGUUUGUUCAGUUCCUACUGGAGGACUUCAAUGUCGACACGGAUGUGUGGCCAUGGGGAGGAGAACCAAUCUACCGUAACGGCAAGUUCUCUGGUACCACGACAUCCAGUGGCUACGGAUUCAAGCUAGAUAAGAUGGUGUGUCUUGGUUUCAUUAGAGAUUAUGAUGAACAGGGAAAGAGUGUUUUAUACAAAAACAUGAACCAGUUUGUGUUGGACAGAAACGCGAAGUAUGAAAUAGCCAUUGGUGGGCAGAUGUUUGAAGCCAAAGUGCGUCUCUACACACCAAAGGCAGCUUACUCAACCUCAGAACCGGUCUUCAUCCCCGUCCCAUCCAUGAAUAAAUAAACAGCCUUCAAUUCUGGGGUUAUUUUAAUUAUCUGAAAAAAAUGGAGGUCAAGAUUUUAAGUUGAACUUGUCUAUCUCCAGGAGUAUUAUUCCAGAAAAUCACUGCUGAAUCAAUGACGUCUAAAAGAACCUGUUUAGCUAAAAAAUAUAAUCAUGUUAUACAAGAAUCUUGCUCCAUUUGUUCAGAAAUCAUUUCUUAAAACAGUUUGAUGAGCAAUUGGAUUGAAAUUAACUCAAGAUCUGCAAUAGCCAAUGCAAGCUUGCAUUGGUGUUUUUAAAUAAUCUACCAGUUUUUAAGACAAUUUCUGUGAUGAAAAAAUCUGGUCCACCAAUGGAGCAGUAAUUCAAGUCAAAAUCUUUCUUUGUGCAUUGAAUCUCAAACUUCAUAUGUCUGGCAAUAUCGUGGUUACUGCAGUGACAACUCUUACUUCCAUAAGUAAUUGAAAUGGAUGUAAUUCAUGAACAAAACAUGAUUUAAAUUGAAAUAUAUCCAUAAUUCAUGUUUGUCAUGAGUACACUGUAUGUCAGAACUAAUUUGCUGUAACCUUGUGUAAAUAUUUGUGAAUCAAUUAGAAUUGGUAUUAUAAGAGUGUUAAUGUAUUGAUGGUAGAAAUCCAGUGCAAUAUAACAUUUACCAAAGUAAAUUCCAAGUAAAGGUAAUUUGAUGUUUUACAAGGACCUUUAAGGUGUCACAUUGUGAUAAUAUGAGAACAUAAUAUUAUACCUACCUUUGAUGUAACAAUAAUAUCAAAAAGAUACCAAGAAAGAUAUUUUAUUAGUGUGUUAUUAGUAUUGUGUGUAAGGGAGUGUUUUGGUUAGAAUGAUGAACAUGAGAAGAGAAACUUUGUUUAUUUUUUCAUUAAUGUUGUUAUUGCAGUUUUUAACUCAACAGCAAAUAUUUAGCUUAUGCCAUGGUGUAUUGUCUAUUCAUAUGACCGUCGUUAACUUUUUUCAAAAACAUCUUUUAAAUAACCCAGAGUCAUAAUAUGGGGUCAGUAACAUGCUGGGAUGAAGGAAUACAUUGUUUGUUAAAUGAAUGACCUUGACCUACUUUCAAAGUCAUGUGGACAAAUGUAUAACGAUAUGGGUCAUGGAAGAGCGAUGAUAAAAUUUGUUCAGAUAAAUGAAGUUAUAAUAAGCCUAUUCCCAUAUAAUUGGAAUGAAGAGUUAUUUUUUUGCAUCUGGAUCAAUUUUAAAGCUGUAUUAGUAGCAGGUGAGCAGUACAGGCCCACUGGGCCUCUUGUUUGUAGUGUGUCUUGAGAUCUGCAGAUGUUUUUAUCGUUGUUAAAAUCUUUGUAAUAAUCAACUUUUCUGUCUGUUAAGUUAAUGUCUGUCAAGUCAUUUGUUGAUGCUCAGUCAUGUUAACAUACAGAAUCAUCGAUUUAUUCAAACCUUAUUCAGUUUUCUACAUUUCAAGGGUAACAUAAUUUGUGUUGUUUGUUUAGUUUGUUUGAUUCAUUUAGAUUUAAGUUGUUACGACAAUUAUAUCUUCCUUACUUUCCAUUGUAGUCCUAAAUAUAUUGUUUUUGUAUUUGUGAUCUAGGAUAAUCCAAUUAGAGGUAGCUACAAUACUGGAGUUGUAUAAGGUCUUAUUUAAGUCAAAGUUGAUGUUCACAACUUGAAGUUUGUUUUCCAAGAUCUGAUUUCCUUUCCAUACUCAACAUGACUUGUAUGAAUAUUGAAAUAACAUACUUCGUAAAGUAACAAAUUUUUUAAAAUCAUGCUAAAAUAUGGUGACAUUUACAUCUACAGCUUUUGAUUUUUUAUCCUGCCAAUCUAAUAUGUCUUUGAUAUUAGAGAUCUUGAUACAUGAUACAUGUUACAUGAGUUACUAGAUAAUGUCAUAACUGGAGAUUGUAUGAUUGAAAGAAGAAAUUUAUUCAAUAUCAGAGUUUUGCAUUUUAAUUUAAUUUGCGUAUUGAUCUUGUAUUAAGUCAAUUAACAUUAGAUUAUAACAAGAAAGGAACAAAGAGCAUACGAACACAUACAACACCCUAUUGUCUGUUCUACCAACAAACAACUUUCCUUGUAAUGUGUUUUAGUGAGGUUUUCUUAUUAAUAAAGUAAAUCAAAACAUUCUA